CGAUGAUGUCUGGUGUGGUUUGGUCUGCUCCGCCUCUCACUCGCUCAAUGGUCACUGGCCGGUCGCGUUCGAUCUCCAAUUUACAUUUUUCGUGCCAUUUAGAGGUUUUUAGUUCGCGGCCAAUUGCCAGCGCCAUUAAAUCGAAUCGAGUGAACCGAUGGCUGCCCCACCAGCCGUUAAACGCCUGCCAGACAACCAAAAGAUGGCUCCAGUCCAAAUGCCCAAAAUAACAAUUACAAGCAACAGCACCAGCACCAGCAGCAGCACCAGCAGCAAAGGCGCGACAAAGGCAACAGCCGCUGCACCCAAAUCCCCAGACGGCCUCACCGCCCUGGUGCCCAAAAAGAGUCUUACCUCGAUGUCCGAUGAGGAAAUCAUUCAGGAGAAUCUUAAGGAAAUAUUGGAUCUUAAAUCGCGCGUAAGUUGUUCGUCGUGACGCGAUUGUGAGUCAUUCAAAACAAAACACACAAUACCUUGAUUUCUGAUUUAUGGCUACACAGGGAGGGCAGUUUGCCAGCGCCAAAGGGAUAAGCACAAACGUGCCAUGAAAAACAUCGAGGAGGUGGCCAUGAAGAACAAGAGCGAGCUGGAGGAAAAACAUUCGCGUUUGAAGCACUCGCACGGCUAUGGACACGGACACACGCCCACGGAUGUGGAUCAGCAGAGCUGCAGCGGCAGUGGUAGCGCCACGAGCAGUCUGCACUACGUGAACGAGCUGCUGCCGAACGGGGAGCAUCGCAAGAAACAGCGCCGCCAUAGACAGCGGCAGCGUUUAAGCGCCGAUGGGCACGGGGAGCGGCCAGGACGUGCGCCGCGUGCGUCUGGUGCCACCACAGAGGCGACUGUGCAUCGCAGCGGUGGGGCCAAGAGGCCAAGCAUUAGGCAGAAACUCUUCGGCCAAAGCAUAGCCCAUGUGAAGCUGGUGGAGACGCAAAGCGACAGCAUGGACUCGACGGGCGGUCCUGGGGGUUCUGGUGUUCCCAGCGAGAAGCGCAAACGGCUGCAGCGCAUGGACACCCUGCCCAUGCCCCAGGUGGUGCGCAUGAGUUCGGCGCCAUAGGGUAGAGUAGAGAAAGGGAAUGGGAAUGGGAAUGGAAUGGGUAAUGGCCUUGCUAUUGUAUCGAGUAAAUAAAUGUAUUAUAAAAAAUAUAAA
Molecule: messenger RNA, 1153 nt
Organism: Drosophila subobscura
Lineage: Eukaryota; Metazoa; Arthropoda; Insecta; Diptera; Drosophilidae
Exons: 3
Source: RefSeq, a predicted model, not a curated record